AUGAGGAGGACGAGUUCUCCAGAGACAAGAGAACAUCAAAACCAGAUGGCUCCAGAACGGCCGAAAAGAUUGCUUAUUUAUAGAAUUAAAUUUCCUAAUAAAAUGGAAGAAACCAACCAUUACUCCCUUAUCCCAAAUAAUAAGGAAAAUAAUGUGGAUCUUAAUAUCCAAGGUCAUCCUACGAACCUCGAUUCAUUAGAGGGUGAAAUUUCUGUCGUGCUUAAACAUCGUUUGCUUAAAGGUACACGCUUAGACCAUGCUGUUUAUGUGAUUGUGCAAGUUAGCCUUGAGGCUAGAGGUAUUUCUUCAGUGUACAUUGAGGCUAUAUGGAAUAUGUACGACAGAGUGUCGACUAACAUUCAAACACCAGUGGGGAUAACAGAGUCUUUCCCAGUUAAAGUUGGGCUACAUCAUGGAUCGGCUCUAAGCCCUUUAAUUUUUACUGUCAUUAUGGAAAAGAUUUCUAAAUCAAUUUAG
Molecule: messenger RNA, 477 nt
Organism: Amaranthus tricolor (Joseph's coat)
Lineage: Eukaryota; Viridiplantae; Streptophyta; Magnoliopsida; Caryophyllales; Amaranthaceae
Exons: 4
Coding region: 1-477 (158 amino acids)
Source: RefSeq, a predicted model, not a curated record